GUCAUCAAGAAAUAUAAUUAAGUAGUUGAGAAAUUAAAAAUGGGUGUAAAUGGAAAGCUGGUUAACCAAACAAGGAUCAAGUCAGAUGGAGACGUGUUCCAUGAAAUAUUCAGAUACAAACCACACAAAAUAUCAGAUAUCUGUCCUGGGAGCAUCCAAGGUGUUAAUCUUCAUGAUGGUGAAUGGGGUACCAUCGGCUCCAUCAUCUCUUGGAACUAUUUUCAUGAUGGGAAGGCAAAAGUGGCUAAGGAAGUGAUUGAAGCAAUCGAUGAGGAAAAAAAGUCAGUGUGCUUCAAGGUGGUGGAAGGUGAUCUAAUGGAAGCUUACAAGAGCUUCUUCAUCACUGUUCACGUGGACACAAAGGGGGAAGAUAACUUGGUGACUUGGAGUUUCAGUUACGAGAAGCUGAAUGAAAAGGUCAAAGAUCCAAACACUUUGAUGGAGUUCUGCCUCAAUGUCACAAAAGACAUCGAGACUCACCACCUCAAUAAUUAAGCCAUGCAUGCAACCACGUACUAAAGUUACAUGCACCAUCACAUUAUUGUUUAAUUUCGUACAAGUGCUUCUUUAUUUGUAUAAUAAGAACAUGUAUGGGGUUCACUCAGCUCCUAGACAUGUUGUGUGGAUUUUCGAUUAUUAAUUGUUCAUGUUGCUGCUCGAUCGAACAACAA
This is a messenger RNA of Cynara cardunculus var. scolymus (artichoke), 671 nucleotides long. Its product is annotated as kirola-like. The transcript has 2 exons. Gene Ontology annotation, biological process: defense response. The coding region runs from base 40 to 495 and encodes 151 amino acids. The record is from RefSeq and is a predicted model, not a curated record. NCBI's taxonomy places the organism in Eukaryota, Viridiplantae, Streptophyta, Magnoliopsida, Asterales, Asteraceae.